AACCCAAAGAAAGAGACUGUGUUAGAGAGAGAAAUAGAGGAGAGAGAGAGAGAGAGUGUGCUCUCUCUGCAGAACAGAGCAGAGACAAAAGACACCGAAGCCGUGAGGAGUGAGAGAGAGAUUUGAGUCUCUUUCUCUCUGCAACUCAUCAAAUCCUCCAAAAUCUGCUCAGAGAUUAAAGAAGCUCUUUUGCGCAAAGCAAUGUCUGCUAAUUUUAGAAUUUUAUGUCCUUGUUGUUAUCGAUUUCACGUUUUUUGAGUUUAUUCGCUCAUUAAAAGCAACAAAUCACGGAGGAAAAUAAAGCCAGGUGAUUACGGAACCCUAGAGAACGGAAGUUUUUUUCGCGGAAAAUGGAGUUUGUAGCUGGAUUUUCCGGCGAAGAAGAGUAAGGCAACCGACGGUCUCAAGUUGACAUUGAGUUAUCUUCAAAGAUCUCGCAUUGAAUUCAAUUUCUUAAAAGAUUCUGUGAAGAAGCUUUUGAUCUCGCUUGGAAUCAAAGAUUGUAGUCAGAGUUCCUUUCCGUUACAGUAUUGCAAGUGGAGGACUUCACUUUAAGCUUGGACUUUUAUGGCAAUGUUGAAAAGUUUGGUUUAGUAAUUACUAGUACUUGAAGUGGAAAAUUCUGAAUUUUCCUACAUUUUCCUGAUAAAUUUGUGUUUGUAAAGGAAGAAAACGAAAGAGUUGAGCAAGGAAGGGUUUUGGUGACCAUUGAUUGAUCUGAGAGGUUAAAGAUGGCAACUUGGGAACAUUUUGGGGAGAUUGCAAAUGUGGCCCAGCUCACGGGCAUCGACGCCGUGCGACUAAUUGGGAUGAUUGUGCAAGCUGCGAGUACAGCUCGAUUGCACAAGAAGAAUUGCAGGCAGUUUGCGCAACAUCUGAAGCUCAUUGGGAACUUGCUUCAGCAGCUCAGGAUCUCGGAGCUUAAGAGGUAUCCGGAAACCGGAGAGCCACUUGAGCAACUUGAGGAUGCAUUGAGGAGAUCCUACAUUUUAGUCAACAGUUGCCAAGACAGGAGCUAUCUCUAUUUGCUAGCCAUGGGAUGGAACAUCGUGUACCAGUUCAGAAAGGCUCAAAACGAAAUUGACCGAUACUUGAAGAUAAUUCCCCUCAUCACUCUUGUGGAUAAUGCUCGAUUCAGGGAAAGAUUGGAAGAUAUUGAAAAGGAUCAACGUGAAUACACAUUGGAUGAUGAGGAUAGGAGGGUGCAAGAUGUGAUUCUGAAACCAGAUCCCUCAAAAAAUGACACGAUGGUGUUGAAGAAAACUCUUUCUUGUUCCUACCCAAACUUGCCUUUUAAUGAGGCACUUCAAAAAGAAAACGAAAAGCUUCAAUUAGAACUACAACGCUCACAAGCUAAUUUGGAUGUGGGCCAAUGCGAAGUAAUUCAGCAUCUGAUUGAUGUCACAGAAACUGUUGCUACGAAUUCUCUACAGAUACCAGAGAAAAGUUCACCCAUAAGAAAUUCCAAGAAGCUGGAGCCUAAUUAUUCAGAUGUCAACAGUGAUAAAGAACAUUCAUACUAUGAAAGUGACACUCAGAGAAGUGUAACUCGUUCAACUCAAAGAAACACAUCUUCAGUUUCAUCCGGACAUGAUCUGCUGUCCAGGAGUGGUUCCCACCAGCAUGAAGAAUGGCAUUCAGAUUUACUAGGCUGUUGUUCAGAACCUACUCUGUGUUUAAAAACUUUCUUCUAUCCUUGUGGCACAUUUUCGAAGAUUGCUUCUGUGGCGACUAACAGGCAUAUGUCUUCAGCAGAAGCCUGUAAUGAAUUAAUGGCUUAUUCGUUGAUAAUGUCAUGCUGUUGCUAUACUUGCUGCAUCCGGAGGAAGCUUCGCAAGACGCUGAAUAUCACGGGAGGUUUAUUUGAUGAUUUUCUCUCACACUUGAUGUGUUGCUGUUGCGCCCUUGUCCAAGAAUGGCGAGAAGUCGAGAUGCGUGGGGUUUAUGGUCCUGAUAAGACGAAAACAAGCCCUCCACCCUCUCAAUACAUGGAGUCCUAAGUGAUAGGAUGAAAGAAAUUGUUAUAGUUGUUUAAAGAUUUGAAAUAUACUUUGAAGCCUUGCAUAGAGAUAGUGGCUAGAUGCAAUUGUUACUUUGCAUCAUGUGUUUGUGUUGUUUUGUGCCAUUAGCUCACCUAUUAUGUAAAGUUGCUUUCUAUAUCUUCCAUAUUAAAGCAUGUGUAUCAUAGAUAGCCUUUUCAAUUAUAGUUUUCUUUCACUUUAA
Messenger RNA from Cornus florida, 2223 nucleotides. RefSeq names its product protein MID1-COMPLEMENTING ACTIVITY 1. Lineage: Eukaryota; Viridiplantae; Streptophyta; Magnoliopsida; Cornales; Cornaceae. The transcript is spliced from 10 exons. The coding region runs from base 732 to 2000 and encodes 422 amino acids. The record is from RefSeq and is a predicted model, not a curated record. Gene Ontology annotation, biological process: cell surface receptor signaling pathway.